AUGUAUAGAAAUGCAUAUCAGCGUGGUAUGUUGACCGUCUUCUUUAGCGUAGGAUCAAAGCCAUUAGCAAUAUGGGACACCUUCACGCAGGACGGAUAUAUAUCCAGGUUUCUGGACCAAGAUAUUAAAUCCAUGGUUUUAGAAAUAGGUGGAAGUAAUGUAAGUACAACUUACAUCACGUGCCCAAAAGGCAAUAUGGUUUUAGGUAUAACAAUGCCAUUUUUGGUGAUGAUUGUGAAGAAUUUGAAAAAGUAUUUUUCGUUUGAAGUAACAAUCCUCGAUGAAACGGGCACUAGGCGUCGAUUUCGCGUAUCGAAUUUUCAAAGCAGCACCCAAAUAUUGCCUUUGUGCACCGUAAUGCCAAUCGGUCUUUCUGAUGGAUGGAAUCAAAUACAAUUCAAUCUGGCAGAAUUCACUCGGCGCGCGUACAAAAAGCAGUACGUUGAAGUGCAAAGAUUAAAGAUUAACGCAAAUAUACGUUUAAGAAGGAUAUACUUUGCGGAAAGAUUGGUUCCAGAAGAUGAAUUACCAGCCGAGUAUAAACUAUUUUUUCCCUUAGUUUCAAAAGGGGGAAAGGGUAAACAAACUGCUCAAACACAGGGAGAUACUAAAAAAUCUACAUCUCAACAGGCAAUCAAAUCUGGAGCAUCCUCAACUAAGCUAGAAACUAGAACUGAAGAAGUGAGGGGCUCUAAAACAUCUGUUCGAUCCAUUAAAAAAGUAUCGUCACAACAGUCUCGAAGGGGAUCUAAAACUAUCGAGGUCAUUAAAGGACCUGAACGUACAGAAGAAAAAGAUGAUGCAGAUACAGUGAAAGUUGUGGAAAACAUUACAGAACCUACAGAAGCUACCGAGCCUACACCACAAACAGACCCAGAACCUGCAGUCACUCCAGAGGCGAUUGAAGAGCAGGAACCAGUUGAAACUCCUGCACCAGAACAAGAGCCCCAAGAAACUGACACGAUUCAACCAGAGGGUGAACCGCCGGUUACUGAAACUGCACCAGAAUAA
Molecule: messenger RNA, 1011 nt
Organism: Zerene cesonia (dogface butterfly)
Lineage: Eukaryota; Metazoa; Arthropoda; Insecta; Lepidoptera; Pieridae
Product: cilia- and flagella-associated protein 20-like
Exons: 1
Coding region: 1-1011 (336 amino acids)
Biological process (GO): cilium assembly; positive regulation of cell motility; regulation of cilium beat frequency involved in ciliary motility
Cellular component (GO): motile cilium; ciliary basal body
Source: RefSeq, a predicted model, not a curated record